This is a messenger RNA of Plodia interpunctella (Indianmeal moth), 14647 nucleotides long. RefSeq names its product lipid droplet defective (gene ldd). Gene Ontology annotation, cellular component: membrane; intracellular membrane-bounded organelle. Gene Ontology annotation, molecular function: ABC-type transporter activity; lipid carrier activity; ATP hydrolysis activity. Gene Ontology annotation, biological process: lipid transport; transmembrane transport. The transcript is spliced from 70 exons. Bases 275 to 12403 code for a protein of 4042 amino acids. NCBI's taxonomy places the organism in Eukaryota, Metazoa, Arthropoda, Insecta, Lepidoptera, Pyralidae. The record is from RefSeq and is a predicted model, not a curated record.
AUUGCAGCAUCUGCAAACUGCCUUUAUCAGAUCAAAACAUUUGAAUUUCGAAGCAAGAUCGCCGACCGCCAACCAGUACCUGUUUGACUUUCGUAACCUGUGUACGCGCCUCUCGUUGCGCCAUAUAUCGCGUAAUACGACUCGAUAUUUUUAAAACAAUUUUUUUUCUUGUGUUAUGUACAAAACAUGAAGAUACAGUGAUUGUGGAGUGAUAAAAAAGGGGUUUUCCGGUUUCGUCUGCAAUUGAUGCGGGGUCCCAACCCCGUGCGGCGCGAUGGCGGGCGCUCAGCAACUUCGGCUGCUGUUGUGGAAGGACUACCUUAUACGGAAACGGAAACUGAUAACCCUCAUUGGUGUAGCAUGGGCCGUCGCUGUCAUGUUAAGUUUGUAUAUAGUGAGAAUAAACGUAGAUAACCAAGACUUUCCCACGUGUUCAUUCCCAGCGCGAGCGUUGCCCAGCGCUGGGCUUCUAACGUUCCUACAAUCAUUUAUAUGCGGCGUCAACAAUGAGUGUUUGCCGAUGGACCAGUUCGAGGAAAUACCCACUUACGAAGAUUCCAAAUUGACACAACUGCAAAGGAAGUUCUCACCCCUGCUGUACAACGAGACAGUGCUAGUGACAGCAGGGACGGUGCCGGACGCCUUAAAGCUGCUGUCCACAUUGUCCGACAUAGCAGACCAACCUACCUUCGUUGAUAUUAGCAAAAAUGGUUUAAGAGUUGAAGACCUAUUCAAAAGGCCAGAAAGGACGAAAAGGACAAUAGCUGUAGAGUUAGACCUUCCAGAUGAAGUGGUGGAUGGACUCAUGUCAUCAGAUAUCAAUUUUCAAGGCGUAUUCAAAGGAGCAUUAGACAGAUGCAGUGCACAAUCUAUAUCAAACAUUAUAAAUAUGACAGAUGAUAAACAAAUAGGUAUUUUAGUUGAAAAAUUAUGUACUCUAUCAGACGACCAGUUGCAGAAAAUAGCUGUUAAAUUAUUAAUGGAAGUGAAUUUUGAAAAAUACAUUGCAAUGGCAGGCGAAAUGUACUUCAAAUUGUCAGGAGACAGCAGGCUGUCUCGACUGGGCAACACUUUAUCUGCACUGCUUCAUAUGCUUAAGAUCGAGAGUUUCUUGCCUCCAGAAUUAGUAGAUUUGUUUUUGGGAGCAGACAAUGAUUUUAGUUAUUUUAAUUUGACUAUCAUACCAAAGAUAUUGGAAAUCUUCGAGCCGACAUUCGGGGAUACACAAGUUUUCAGAACCAUAAAUGAUUUGAGUGCACCAUUAAUCACAGGAGUGCAAUAUUUAGAUAGAAUAAUAAAACCAUCGACAAGCAGUGUGGUUGACGAUUUAAGAGUGAAGAAAAAUGGGACGAGGUCUAUGGCAUCUGCCGAAGUUGUUUUAAAACGAGCUGUGACGGUUAUCGCCGAUACUGCUACUAAUACUUCUGAUGGAGUGUUCAAUGGGAUAGCUCAAAUAACCAAACUAAUAUACAAGUUUCUACCAGAAGAUUUGAAAUUCGAAGUAUCCUUCUACACGACACUGUUUGCGAAGCUAAUGGAAGGAGCUCUGAAAGUCAUCAAUAUAAAUACUCACAUUCAGCAGAUGGCAUAUGACGUCUCCUUGAGGAACGCCGCCGGUGUUAAAGUGUUGACUAGUCUGCCUGCUGUCGUUGUGGGCAAAGGGUUUGAUGCUUUGGCUGAUGCUGAGCGUACUCAGAUUCUGACAUCAAAACUGAAUUAUCCCGGUCAAAUGUUCUGCGACAACGGUAGAAUCGCGGAAUUCUUCUGGGUCUCGAAGGACGAAGCUGAUGGAUUGAAGAAAAAGCUGUGUACCAACGCAUGGAAAGAUUACAUCACAGACCUGAUCAAGUCUUUCGGCAUUUACGAAGUUAGAGACAAUAUAAAUGUUAUGGCAUCUCUAGUCAUACAAAGAACAUUAGGCAAAGAUGUUUCUGAGCAGAUGUAUUCUCUAGACAAAACGAUUGACGUCAUCAAGAACUUUACCAACGGUCUGAUAGGAAUGAAUGAGGUGGAGAAACUCGACGUUGAUUGGCUCAAACUGUUUAAUGUCACUGAAGAAUCGGAUUUUGUGAAAGUUGUUAGAGAAAAGGGACAUCUUGGAAAACAAAUGUUAAUCACAGUCCACGGCGCUUUAGCUAAAGAAGUAGUAAAACAGAAUGCGUUACUGGAGUUCAAAAUAUCGCCAACUUUGAUAGACAUUACCACUAUAGUAGAAGCUAUGAAUGAAGAACUGGCGUUAAUGCCUGUGGAACUGAUUGCCAGGCUGAAGAAGCUUUACCCUUAUAUUUUGCAGACAAUGUUGUUGACUAUGCUUAAUGAAUAUAAGACUUACAAAUGCCUCUCAACUCCAUCGGAAGACAUUCUAUGCAAUGGAAACAAAACCUUAUCUUCCGCAUCACAGUAUUUAGAGUUUCCAACGGGUGCUGACGACGAUCUAGUCUCAACUUUGUGCGACACGUCUGUAGUCAUCGAAAAUGGUUUAAAAAGUGAUUCUGUUAUUGCUAAAGCUAUAGUGAAAGUAACUAACUCGUCUCAUAGUCCUCUAGAGUCGAUCAACUGGACGAAACUGAUCAACAACGUAAAGAAUUUAUACACAAAGUUGCAUACAGACUUGCCAUAUCUAUUUGAAUACAAGACGUAUGGAAUGGAUGAGGCUCUGAAGGCGAAAGUAAAGCUCUUGGUAGAGGAAGCAAAAGUCUUUUGGUUCAGUUGGAACCAUAUGGAUAGAAGUGUUCAUUUGAGUCUCAAGCUACUCUUCAGAGUCUUAGAUUUGAUGGAUCAUGAGAUUUUCAGCAUCACAGAUCAGAUCUGGAUCAAGAUCAAACAAGUUCUCAGUGCUACUACUGGACCUUUUAAUAUUAUAACAGACAUUAUUGAAGAUGUAAAUGCACUCAUCAACAAAACAGAAUCAUACACAUCCAAGCUGCCAAGCAAAACGUUCGAAGCUCUAAGCGCCAUCGCACCUAACAUCCCACUUGUGAUAGUAGACGCGGCCAAUAUCAUUGUAAAUGAUGAUACUGAUACAGCACCAAUAAUUUCUUUAAUGAACGCCGACCCUCCCUGGCCGUGUUCCACCACCAGCAUAUCUGAACAUCUGACCUUGAGCGACCUUUCGAAGAAGGCGAUCAAAGGCGUGGAGACACUGGUCUGCUUGGACACGGAGCUACAACAACAAUGGAGGGAUUAUAUUAAUAUUACGACUAUUAAUGAAAGUAGUCCACACAUAUUCCUGAAAUUUUCCUCUGUCUUCGACUCCCUGAUCUUCGACGUCAGUUCCCUGCAUCACACCCUGGCGGACGUCUUCAAUGACAGCUCGGCAGUCAAUGGCGAUAUGAAUGUGGUGGUUGCGUGGAAGUAUGCCGUUGAGGCUGUUAAUGCUACAGACAAGAAUGUUACUUUUGGAAACUUCUUCAGCAAACUCGACACAGUCCUCAUCGCCAUCAACACGUCUUUCACCAACCAGUCCACAAACGCUAUUUGGGAGGAUUACAUCAAAUGUAGCAAUGGGACUUUGAUAGCUGAUGAUUGUAAGAUGGUGGGUCGAGGCGCUUGGAAAUAUACAUUGCAGUCUUUAUCAGUGGCUUUGGAGAACAUGGCUGAUGAUCUAAUGACGUACUUUACGGAAGCUAAUGAGCCGGAGUCCAACCUGCUUCAACUACUUGGCUUCACCAGGAGAACUGGCCUUUACAUUCUGUACGACAAGCUUCCACAGUUUGUUGGCACUUUGAUCAAUUCCUACUGGGAUUAUGGAUUUAUGAGUCAGAUUCGCCGAGCAUCGCUGUCCGAAUUCUGGGAUUGCGAAGUAGUUAUCGAAUCCCUGAUCCCUCUCCCCGGCACCGGUAUAGAUACCGCAACUAUAGAGAAAGUCAAACCGUUUGUCUGUCCGUCGCUAUUGCACUGGAUAUCCCUACCGAGAGGAGAUAAUACUCUACUUGAUGUCGUCGCUAAACCACAAUACUACUUCUUCACGUUACCAGUACAAAACCUAACCAGCAGUUACAAAAACGCAUUUAUCAAAGCAACAGAACUAACUAAUCUACUUUUAGAUAUAGCCAAAAGGAACGAAACUCUUAUCACUGAAGAUAACGUCAAAAUAAACAGCAUACAGGAAAAGCUUAGAAAAAAUGUAGACUCCAUUUUGAAUUACAAAAUCAACGCGUCUGAUCCAUCUUAUAGAUUAUACGCUGAAUUAAAUAGAAAACAGUUUUAUUCAAUGACUUAUUUGAUAAGAAUUGUUGCAACAAUUAACAAAAUGUCAACAAAAUUAGAGAAUCUAAAGGUUGAUGAUAUAAAAACUGAUGAAAAUGGAGAUGAUUUGAAGAAACUUGAUAAAGAACUAUAUACUGUACAAAAAACAUUUAAAAGGAGGCCGACCGACGCUAUUGCGUUGCAUUUCGAUCUGUUAACUGAUAUUGCAUACAGAAAUGAUGAAAAUUUUAAGAUUGUGAAUGCUUUAGAUGAAACAUGUAAUAAUUUGAAAAACAAUAAAACCAAUAAUGAUAUUUUGAAUGAAGGAGAUAGAUUAAAAUCGCAGAUUUGUGCUAAAAACUAUAGAUUAAUAUAUGGUGCCUUAGAGGAUAUUAUAACCAAAGAUAUUGGAGGUAUUAGACAAACUUUAAUUAACCUUCGCAAUGUAUUACAAAAUGGAAAUAUAGAGGAAGUUCGUAUCUCAGAAUUUUUAAACCAAAGAAAAAACGUGGUGAAAACUUUAAAAUCCUCAAUUAAGCACGCCUACGACUUCGGCAUUGCAAUAUAUCUGAAAUAUCUACAGAAUAGUCUGGAAAAUUAUAACAUUAUUCUGUAUUUCCUGUCUGGAGAAGACUGGUGGGCGGCGUUGAGAAAUUUGUAUAACGGACCACAUGCAACCAAGUUUUUGGAUACCGUUGAAAUGAGUUGUGAAAUCGCUGCGGAUAUGUUGACGAAGCUUGAUAAGAUACACUUAGUCCGUCUUCUCCGCGACAUCGACGUGAACAGCACCACAUCAUUCUGCCGGCCAAACGUGACGCUCUCCGACUACAUACCGGAUAGUGCGGGAGCACUGUCGAGCUUGAAACAGCGCGUGUGUGACACCGAUAGAACUGAGAUCUUUAGGGAAAUACCACCGCUUGUUUUUGCAUCACAAGGAUAUGAUAGCGAUCUAAAACUAUCGAAAGAAGUCGACUACACGGCUGUUGACGCUGCUACAAUCAAAACAGAAGCUAACCUAGAGAAAAUAAAAAAUGGACCAAAAUCUCCUCAAAGACCGAGCUGGGUGGACGAUGAGAAGAUAGUGAAGUUGAGGAAUGUUGCUGUACAGCUUUUAUCUAAAGAAUCCUUGACCAAGAUCGCUUUUGGUGUGAUCGGGAAUGUUGUUGAUGGAUCUACACUGUUUUUGAAUAGCAGUCAAUGCGUAUUCUGUUCCGAGUUCACAACUUGGUUCAAGCAGAUCAACCUGCAACUGAUCAAGAAGCAAGAAUACGACAAUCUGCUCUGCCAUCUCCCGACCAUGCCGUUGGAGGAACUGCAUAAUACCCUCAAGAACGAAUUCCAUUGGGACAUGGCUAUCAGAGAGCUAAUAUCAUCGCGGAACUACACGAAGUACGAAAUGAACAAAUCUGUCAACGAAAUGCUGGAGCAAAUCAAGCUGCAUCUGAUGGGAGACCUGACCUUUAACUCCAGCAAGCUGGUCGAGUGUCUGGCGAGGAACGUUAGCAGGAAUGGGUUCGGAAAUGCUACUAUAUUCCUGUCAGUACUAGCACACACAACCAGACUGAUUCGAGCUGAACUACCUCAUUUUCACGAAGUCGACGGCCUCAGAGAUGUACCAUACUUGAAGAAAUUGGCGUCCGAAGUGGCACAUAAGUUGGAUGUUCUAGUGCCGCUCAAAAAUUACCUGAUGAAGGAUAAUGACUUAGCACAAAAUCUGGGUGAAGUGAUACAGAGUGAUUUGGUUAAGGAUAUCGAAGAGUGUGAUGUUAAUUUACGUUUGAUUGGUAACUAUACACAAGCCCCAGUAAGAAGGUACGUCCAUCUAUCAAGCCAUGACUGGGAUGACGUUUGUAAAAAGGUCGAUUGUGCUGCCCUCUCUGAUAUCGUGUACAAAAAUAUUAACAAAACUUUGGCUAAUAAGGAUCUACGAAGACUUCAGUCCGAAGAAUACUGGCGCUUCACCUUCGUGUCCAAUAUUCUCCAUCACAUGGAGAACAUUAUCCACCACGCUAGCCGUCUACUCGGCGCAGCCAGCAAGCUGGAUAUCACGGGGACGUUGGAAGGCCGACUAGCUUCAGUGAUUGAUCUGAUGAUGGAAAUACUUGGCGAUGACAUUCUGAAUGGGAUUGUGUAUAGUAUACAAGGAAUACGAGAAGAAUUACGUCCGAUCCUGCAUGAAACUCCUCUGGAAGUCGACCUGGAUGCAGUUACCCAAGGUCUGGUCAUCAUACAAGAAAUGAAGAAGCAGAUGGUGGAGAAAGAUGAGCUUAAAGUGGAAGUGUCAACCCUGUUCUCCGACCCUGAGCGGUUGGAGACAGCCCUGAGCAGAAUCGGUAUAAACAACACCAACUUUUGGUCCAUCGCCGCGCCGCGCAUACAUGCUGGACAUCUCACAUUUAAACCGAUCUUCUCCAACCAAGAUGAAUACCACAUCUCACGGUUCGUCUGCCAGCCGGACUGGAUGGAAAAGGUCAUUCACCCCGCGAACUUGGACGUGGUGACGUCAGAGGACGUCCACGCGGCAGUGGUGGACCAGUUCUGUCAGCUAUCUGAUGUGCAGGCGAAGAAAGCCAUCGUAGCUAUUGUGCAGAAUUUAAAUUACAGCUUUAUAAUCGAGAAGGUAAAAAAUAUCCUCCUAAUCAAGCUGUACACCGCAUCGCACCUCACCGAAGCCGAGGGGGCCAACGUCCUCACCAGCCUACCACAAAUGGCUGCCCUGUUGCCGACUAUUCAGAACAGCGUGGGCGACCUCAGCGACACGUUGGCUAAGGAACUUCUGUUCCAGCAGUUGAAGGACUUCAGCUCCGUUGGAAAUCUAUUGGCUUCAUCAGAGUUCAUGUCGAGCGCGGGCAAAAUGAUCUGCGGUAAGCCGUUCUACGCCAACGUGAACCGGUUCUACAAGACCGUGGCACAGACCAAGGACUUCUCCAACCAGCCGGAACAAGCGCAAUUAGACGUGUUACCUACCGACUUUUGCCGUUCGCUGUACUCGGACAUCAUCAACGUACAGGGCGGUAAGAUCGUGUGGAGCUUCGUGAAGCCAUUGCUGAUGGGGAAGAUUCUGUACACUCCAGACACACCCAUAGUACAGAAGAUAAUACAGAAGGCAAACGAAUCCUUCGCACACAUGACCAAGCUCACAGGCCUCGUCCACUCAUUCGCGAAAUCCUUCUCUUCCGUGGAUAAACUGUCCCAACACAGAGAAGGUGUCGCCGCGCUGCAGAAUAUCAUCAAUAACCCUGGCUUGGCCGAGUUGAAGAGCACCCUUAUUGGAGACAUGGAAUUGCCGGAUAUGGACGUGGAGGGACUAUUUGAUGACUUUGGAGAUUUGAAGGGUAUCGGUAACCUGCUUACCAAGGCGUCAGACUUACUGCAGUGCAUCAACCUGAACCGGUUCCACCCCACCCCUGAUGAGUACGAGCUCACGCACGCCGCUGCUAAACUUAGCGGCGUCAAUGAGUUCUCAGCUGGUCUAGUCUUCUUGAACGCGAACAAACACACGGACAAUAUGAACAACAUCGAAUACAAAAUCAGAAUGGACAUUGACAACGUGCCUACCACUGCGAGGCUGAGGAACUACAUGUGGACACCGGGUCCCGAGGCAAGUUUCCUCGAAGACAUGCGCUACUUCCGCGGAUUCAUACAGAUACAAGACUUGGUAGACCGUGCUAUCAUAGACUUGGCUCAGAACAAGUCCAGAACGAAGAGGGAAGUGAAGGAAGACAUGAAGUGGGCAGUCUACAUGCAGCAGACACCGUACCCUUGUUAUAGGAAGGAUUUCUUCCAGACCUCGGUAUAUGAAUCACAGGCACUGCUGGUUACCUUCUUCUUCUCUCUGCUGUAUACCGUGGCUUCGGCUGUGCGGUUCAUGGUGGCAGACAAGGAGUCUGGAAAUACCAUGCUCAUGUCGGUGAUGGGCGUGGACCUGACCUACCACACGCUGUCCUGGUUCAUCGCCUCCUUCAUAGAGAUGACGAUAACUGUAGCCUGCGUCUCUGGUGUUCUGUGGCUCGGGGGAAUAUUGCCGAGGACUGCGCCCAGCCUUAUAUUCACCAUAUUGUUUGUGUUCGGUGUUGCCGUGUUAUGCUUUUGCUACAUGAUCUCGAAGCUGUUCUCGACGGCGAGUCUCGGCGCUGUGUGUUCCGCCAUCUUGUAUCUGGUGACUUUCAUGCCGAUCGUUUUGGUGUUGUCCCUGGAAGCUGUCAUGUCCAGCCAGUACAAGAUAUUAGUGUGUCUCUCAAUGUCUUCAGCUCUAUGCUACUCCUUCCUUUACAUCGCCCGGUACGAAGCCAUGGGCGUCGGCGCCGGCUGGGCGCAGCUUUGGGCCGCGCCGGUGGCGGACGGCGAGGACAUGAGCAUUGGAAUAGCUGCUUCCAUGUUGAUUGUCGAUGCUCUGUUGUAUUUGGCUAUUGGCUGGCUCAUUGAUAGAUUCUUUGGUCCAAAAACCCUACGCAGCAGCAUAACUCAAUGCGUGACGUCCGGCGAGAAGGCGGGCGUCAGCAUCCUCAACAUCACCAAGAUCUACAACGAAGGAUCUCGAAGCCAGAAGCUUGCGCUGGACAACGUUUCUGUGGAGCUUCACAAAGGCCAGAUCACGACGCUGUUAGGACAUAAUGGUGCUGGAAAGACUACACUUAUCAAUAUUCUGACUGGUAUGCUGAAGCCGACAAAGGGACACGUGACCGUCAGGUCUGAACACCCCAGCGGCACACGUCUGGGAGUGUGCCCGCAGAAGGACGUACUGUUCGAGUACAUGACCGCGAGAGAACACGUCACACUCUAUGCGAUGCUCAACUCCCAUUCACCUAAGGACAGGGUUGCUCAAGAAAUUGAUAACAUGCUGCAAGUACUGUCGCUAGGUUCAGUGUCGGCGACCCCUGUCUGUCGGCUGUCGGGCGGCACGCGGCGGCGCGUGUGCGUGGGGCUGGCGUUCGUGGGGAACCCCCACCUGGUGGUGCUGGACGAACCCACGGCUGGGGUCGACCCCGCUGCGAGGCGCGACAUUUGGUCCAUGAUAGUGAAGCUAAAAGAGGACAGGACGAUAUUGCUGACCACUCACCACUUGGACGAAGCUGAGCUGCUCAGUGAUCAAAUUGUUAUAAUGCAUAAGGGUCAAAUCCACACCACCGGCUCCCCAAUCGAGAUCAAACGCACCCUCGGAACGGGGUACAAGCUUAACGUCAUCUACCCCAAGAAAGAAGACAUUUCCGAAGACGAGGAAGUCUCUAUCGAGGAGAAGACUAAACAGCUGUUGACUUUGGUCCGAGAUGUGAUAAAAAAUGCCGCGCUGGUCGAUGUGAAUGGUGUGGAGGUGGAGAUUGCGUUGCCAUUCUUUGAUGCUCACGGCUUGAACAACAACUUCCUGCAACUAUGUGCUGUGCUGGAAGGCGCCCAGACUGCGCUAGGCUUCAAGAGCUACAGCCUCGACUGCAGCAGUCUGGAACAAGUGUUCUUCAACAUCUGCGACCAAGUCGACUCGCAGCCGCAUCCUAUUGAAUAUAUGCCAGAAGACACUCCAUCCAAGAGUGCUUCCAGUUCGAGCAUCAGGAAUGACAACGCCCAACUGGUAGAAGGCGAUGGGCCAUUGAAAGGCACACCAUGGCGACAAUUUCUGGCUUUGUUACAUGCAAGAUAUAUCCAUUAUACACGAAACAGGUGGCUUCUAUUCCUGCUAAUCAUAUUGCCGUCUCUCUUCGUGACCACCGCCAUGGCAUUCUCCACCAUCCGCCCGCCAGUUGACAAUGAAACAGCUUUGAAACUACACUCGAGUCUUUACGGAAACACCACUGAGUUCUUAAUAUCAUAUCCAUCGGUGCAUUCAAAGAAUGUGGAUCCGUCAUUCGCCCAGCAUGUCAUGGAUACUUUGAAGUUGGACAAGGAGACCAAAAACUGGACCAAUCAGGAAACUCCAACGUGCAAAUGUGGUGAAACCCGUCAAGAAUGUAACAUCACAAACUUGCAUAUAACGCGGCCUCAGAUGAUGAUCCUGCCAAAUCUGAAUGUCACCAACGAUUGGCUUGUCAAGUCUCAGGAACUUUACAUGGAAAAAAGAUACGGCGGAUUCUCCGCAGCCCUCAAAAACAACAUGACUGCCCUAAUAGCCUGGUAUAACAACAAAGGUCACCAUGCUAUGCCAUCAUUCCUCAGCGCACUCAACUCGGCAGCGUUGAAGACCAUAGCUGGUGACAGUGCGUCUAUCACCACGUACUCUCACCCUAUGAAGAUAUCUAAAGAGCAGAUAUCAAAGGAUACAGUCUACCAACACGUGGCGGACGCCGGCAUAUCAGCCCUGGUUCUCAUCGCCUACAGCCUCGUCAGCGCUGGAUCCGCCAUUUAUUUGGUCAAUUCAAGAGUCACGCAGCAAAAACGACUGCAUUACUUGUGUGGAGUCACACCAGCCAUGUAUUGGGGUGUGGCGUUGACCUGGGACAUGAUUAUAAUAGCGAUCAACAUGGUGAUUACGGCUGUAGUUAUGGAAGCGUUCCAUUUCCCAGUAUUCGUGUCCAAGAGUAACCUUCCUGCCAUCUGCGUGCUGAUAUUGCUGUUCGGGUACGCGUGCGGCAAUCUCGUGCACCUAGCCGAGAAGUUGUUCUUGGACUCCAGCAUGGCCAACAUGAUUCUUUUCUGUGGUAACACCUUCCUUGGAUUAUCUGGGAUCGCUUUGCUGCUCAUACUGGACAUUAUCUCCGAGUCGGAGGCCACAGACGACGCCCGCUGGGUGCUUCACAAGAUAUUCCUAAUAUCACCGCAGUUCGCGCUCGGAGAUGGUUUACUGGAGAUCGCUAAGAACACAAUUCAAGCACAGGUGCUCGGGCGCUUCGGCAUGGAUACCUACCGGGACCCGUUCAACAGUAAUCUUAUAGCCCUCCACUGCGCUGCGAUGGUUUUGGUCGGAACCUUCUUGUUCUUCCUCAACUUGGCUGUCGAAUACGAUUAUUUUGAGAGAAUACUCGUCAGAUUACGCAAAGAAUCAAUACCGACCUCUACCGUAGAAAUGGAGCAAGUAGAAGUGACGGCCGAGCGACGCCGCGUGCAGGACGCUAUCAGCCAAGCGAGCGCGCCCGUCAGGUUGCGAACCAUCGGAAAUAUUAACGCCGGUUUCGUAGACACAGAAGACGAAACAAAAACAUCAACGAAACGAAUGGUGACAGUUGAUGCGGACGUCGCCGCGUGCGUGGGUCUGGGCAAAGUGUACCCAGCGCUGGGGAAACCCAGGGUCGCUGUCAGGGCGCUCACACUUGGCUUCCCGGCUGGACAGUGCACAGCAUUGCUCGGGCAAAAUGGCGCUGGCAAAUCCACAACAUUCGCCAUGCUGACCGGGGAGGUGCGGCCUAGCCGCGGACAGAUCUACUUCCACGGGCAAGCUGUGAAUGCCCGCCAGCUGACCACAGGACAUAUCAGUUACUGCCCUCAGAGCGACGCCAUAGAUCCCCUGAUGACGGUGAGGGAAACCCUCGUCAUGUACUGCAGGCUGCGCGGCAUUGCCGAACAAGACGAUGUAAUACGGCGGACGUUGGACACGUUCUCGCUGAGCCGCUACGUGCGCGUGCGCAGCGGCGCUCUGAGCGGCGGCAACAAGCGGAAACUCUGCGCCGCCAUCGCCAUGAUGGGCCGCAAUCAGCUCGUGUUGCUGGAUGAACCCACCAGCGGCAUGGACCCAGUAUCACGCUCGUGCGUGUGGCGCGGCGUCGCGCGCGCGUGCCACUCGCGCCGGAGCGUAGUCCUCAGCACGCAUGCGCUCAGCGACGCGCGCCGAUUGGCUGCGAGAGUGGCCUUGAUGAGGAAGGGAGAUUUGGCCGUCGUUGCCGAUCUCGAGACGUGUCUUGAUAGGUUCGGCGGAGGCUACAUUGUGCAAUUCGUGUGCCGCGACAGCCGGUCCCCGCGCGCGCUGUGGCGGCGAGUGGCGGCCGCAGCGCCCCAGGCCUCGCUCAGGGUGCUGCACCACGCCACGGUGCAUUUCCUUAUGCCCAAUCAUUGUAUCGUGGGGAAGAAAGAAAUAACCACGAGACUGAGUGACAUAUUCAGAUUGAUGUCCGAACUGCAGAGCACGUGUGACGUCGAGGAUUACACAGUGAACCAGAGCUCUCUAGACCAGAUGUUCCUAAGUUUCACGGACAAAGCUGAUAUGGAUUUGGACACAGUGGAGGUGGAAGAAAUUCCCUCCCCGGAGCUACUCAAGAAAAACAACGAAGACGACAACUGUACCUCUCUCUAGCAAACAAAAACUUUAAAAACAUGCACUGAAAUUCAGUUUAUUUAGGCUUUAGUGAGAUACUAGCUAGGUAGGUACUUUUAAAUUACCAAUAGAACCCAUUUUAGACCGAGUGCGUACCGAAUACAUACAAUACAAGUUAUAUGAAAUUUUACGUAUGCGUAAAUGUGCACAUGUCAACUAUACGAAACAUAAUCGUAUACACACACAUAUUCACUUCAUUCACGCAUAUUAUGCUCACAUAUAGGCGUUCUGUCUGAAGUGGCUUUAUAUAAGCCAUAGGUCUGACAAUUAGGGAUGCCGACCGUACGAUUUGGAGACGAAAAAGUAAGUAUCAUGGACUCUGACGUUCAAUAGCUGAAAAAGAAACCGGGAAACGCUCAAAUAAGAGAGAGAGAGAGAUCUUAAAAAAUGUAAUUGCACCAAAAUAUGUUUUUUUUAAUUUGAAAUUGCUCACCGUAGAAUCAUUAUUCAGUAAAUAAUGUUUUAAGAUAUAAUACUUUUGAAACGUAAGUCGACGUCAGUACCAGCCUGUGUGCAAUGUAUGCAACAUUGUCAUCAAAUUGUAAAUUGAACUUUAGAAUUAUUUAGCUGUGAAGCAACUCGAUUGCCCAACGUAGUUAGUUAAAGCGCUAUCAGCCGCACCCUAUAGCGCCACGGUCAUAUUUAUAUUAAUUGCAUAUUUCUUUUGUUUCUUUGCUAAAAGUAAAAAAUAUCUUGACAGAUUAUGCCACACUAGAUUAAAAAAAAAAUUGUAGAAAGUGUCAUAGUUUUCCAUAAUACAAUGUGUAAUUUUUGGUCAACUGUUAAUAUAGUAGUCAUUAAUUAAUUAAUUAUUCAUUACACAAAGUAAACCGUAACUUAUAAUGUGUAAUGGAAAAGUAUAAUAAUUUCUAAUAAAAAUUUAGUGUGGCAUAAUAUAUCAAGUUCAUUUUGUUAUUUUUCGCUAAGUAACAAAAGACAUUGAUAAAAAUGUGAUGGUGGCGCCAGUGUGCGGCUACGUAACGCCUCAAAUUCUUAUAAAUGUGCGUAUUCAUGGUGCCUUAAAAUAAAGUGUCUUUGUUGUUAUAUUUUAUGUGUUAAUUAAUUCGAAGCUGGCUCGCAAUAAUAACCAAUUUUGCUCAAUUCUAGACUUGAAUUAGUAAUUUUAAAAACUUAGUUAUUUUGAUAAUACUGUAUGUAUUGUGUGUUGUCAUUACAAUUCCAGAAAUUCGUUUAGCAUGUCAUUAUAAUAUUAUUGAAUUUUAAUUGAAAACAACUAUUAUAUAAUGCCAUAUUUUAAUGAAUGUAGUAAAAUUGCCAUUGUGUGCCUGAAAUUGAUUUUUGUUUUUCCGUAAUAUUAUUAAUCAGCAUAACAAAUUUUGACGUUACUUUAGAUGUAAUGACGAUUAAGCAUACAUAGAUGUAAUUAAUGUAGUUCAAAUAUAAUAUUAUGUCGUAUAUUUAGUAUUAAGAUAAUAAAUGACUAUAACAAAAAAUAUAUUUUAACCCGUUUUAUUCAUAAAAGAGUUAAAACAUGUUUUAAGCUAAAGUAUGUUUUGUCACUAUCGUAAUUUAAAAAAAAUUGGCAUAGACAGAACGGGACAACACAUUGCUUGAAGUAUGCUUUAUCUUUUUUAUGAAUAACACAAAGCAUCGUUUUUCACCAAAGUUACCAUCUUUUUGUAUACUAGUAUCCUCUCUAUAAAUACGUAAGUUAGAUCGCAAAAAACAUAUUUGACGUUCCACGAGAAAAAGUAUAUUAUGGAAUGAAGUCGCCAAAGGAGUUUCAUUUGCUCAUUUUUAUUAUAGACUAGCGACCGGUCUCGGCUUCGCUCGGGUAAACCCAUAAUAAUACACUUAAACCUUCCUCCUUCCUUCCUAAAUCGCUCUAUUUAAUAAAACUCGCAUCAAAAUCCAUUCUUUAGUUUUAAUUAGAUCUUUAAAACUAUGGAACGGAUUUUGAGGAACGCAUACAUAGGGACAUAGACAGCGGGAAGCGACUUUGUUGUAGUGAUGUGCACAACGCGUGGAACGUCAAAUAUAGACACAAUUUCUCGAUUCUUAUAUUUAUUUAUUUCUCUGUCGAACGUUAGAUAAUUGUAUCAUUCUGACAAAAAAAAUAUAUAAUUUUUUCCUGCGAAUUUAAAAAAUAAUCUAAUUUAUUAUAAUGCAAUACUUGGCUCUCGCACGAGCUCUGUGAUAUUUAGUGAUGUUUAUUUAGGUUUCAUUUUUUAAAUAAUAAUAAAAUAUUCGACGGUUAAUGGA